Messenger RNA from Diorhabda carinulata, 878 nucleotides. It is a transcript of the gene Fkbp12, whose product is annotated as peptidyl-prolyl cis-trans isomerase Fkbp12. Lineage: Eukaryota; Metazoa; Arthropoda; Insecta; Coleoptera; Chrysomelidae. Bases 282 to 608 code for a protein of 108 amino acids. The record is from RefSeq and is a predicted model, not a curated record. The transcript is spliced from 3 exons. Gene Ontology annotation, molecular function: peptidyl-prolyl cis-trans isomerase activity.
GAAUUUAUUAUUGUUUGUGUAGAUAAAUGUAAAAACUUGUGAUGAUUGUUUAAAUAACAAGUGAAAAAACAAACGGUUUUAUAUAAAAAUAACAGUUAUAAAAUCACUAGUUUGUAUUACCCAUCACUAUUGUUAGCAAGUUCCUGUUCCUCUCUUCACAUCGUUUCGAGUUACCUUUCAGAUCGGCCAUUACGCCAUUUUUAAUUGUAUUAUUAUAUUUAUAAUAUAAAGUGCAGUUAUUUAAAUAAUAAUUAUCGUUCAAAUAACGUAUAAAUUCUAACAUGGGAGUAAUCGUUGAUACAAUUACACCUGGGGAUGGUCGUACGUUCCCAAAGACAGGACAAACUGUAUCAGUACAUUACACUGGUACUUUACAAGAUGGACAAAAAUUUGAUUCUUCCAGAGAUAGGGGGUCGCCUUUUAAGUUCCACAUCGGUAGAGGCGAAGUGAUCAAAGGGUGGGACGAAGGUGUUGCCCAAUUGAGUCUGGGACAAAGGGCUAAGUUGACGUGUUCUCCUGAUUACGCUUAUGGAUCUAGGGGUCAUCCGGGUGUCAUCCCCCCGAAUGCUACACUUAUUUUUGACGUAGAACUUCUCGCGAUAGAUUAAAUCCACUUAGAAUUGCCUUAGAAAAUAUUCGGUGCAGUUGAUUCAGUUCUAUAUACUUUUUUUUAAUUUGAAUUUCGAAAAAUUAGUAAUUUUUUUUGUUGAUUCGGUUAACUUUUGAAAACGUGCGGUUUUGGAUAACCUUUUUUUUUUUCAUUAAAAUUUACGUCCCGGUAGUGUCAGAAUUGCGCGGGAGCGCGAUAAAGCUUUCGAAUAAUUUAAUUGCAUUUAUUAUUGGUGUUGUGAUGUUCUAAUAAAAAUGACUUGAUGUCA